Zalophus californianus (California sea lion) is the source of this 1753-nucleotide messenger RNA. Its product is annotated as TNFAIP3-interacting protein 3-like. The transcript is spliced from 11 exons. Bases 240 to 1172 code for a protein of 310 amino acids. Lineage: Eukaryota; Metazoa; Chordata; Mammalia; Carnivora; Otariidae. The record is from RefSeq and is a predicted model, not a curated record. Gene Ontology annotation, biological process: cellular response to lipopolysaccharide; regulation of transcription by RNA polymerase II.
UGCUUAUGACCUUAUUCUGUGUAAAUCAUAUACGGAGUCACUUCUGUUCAUUUGUAAUGAAAAACUAUUGCUGUUAUUUUCUAUCAUGAGUUAACUGUGUGGUCUUUUUAAAAUUUUAUAUAUUUGAUCUCACUUUGAAAGAUACCGCAGGAGACAUUUUCUUUCUCUUUAUCUUUCUGUCUUCCAAGACUCCAGGAAAAACAGCUUCCACAGCACAUUUUGUUCAGGGCACAACUAGAAUGAGUGCUGCAGAAGGUUCUACGGAGCAUGCAGAGUGUGAUCAAUCAUCAAGCAGAAAGAACUUCACAAAUUCUCUUGAACAAAAGAUAAGGUGCUUGGAAAAACAGAGAAAAGAGCUCUUGGAAGUUAACCAGCAAUGGGAUCAGCAAUUUAGAAGUAUGAAAGAGUUAUAUGAAAGAAAGGUCGCCGAGCUGAAAACGAAACUGGACGCCGCAGAAAGAUUCCUCAGCACGCAGGAGAAGGAGCGGCAGCAGAGUCGGAGAGAGAGCGACAGGCUGCGCGACCUGACCCGCGAGCAGCUGCAGCGCCAGGAGAAGGAAAAGGAGAGCCUAAAUGAAGAAUUACAUGAAUUGAAGAAAGAAAAUAAGUAUUUGAAGGAAAAAAAUGCUCUUGUGAACAAGAAGAAGGAACGUUAUGAAUGUGAAAUAAAACGCCUCAAUAAGGCUCUUCAAGAUGCCUUGAAAAUCGAGUGUUCUUCAUUUCCUGAGGACCGUUUGGGAGAGUCUGAAAUGGAGUGCAGGCAUGAAGAGAUGCAAACAGAAAUGGAAGUUCUCAAACAGCAGGUGCAAAUAUACGAAGAAGACUUCAAAAAGGAGCGAUCAGACCGAGAAAGACUUAAUCAAGAGAAAGAGGAGCUACAGCAAAUUAAUCAAACUUCUCAGUCACAGUUGAACAGGCUGAAUUCUCAGAUAAAAGCUUGUCAGCUGGAGAAAGAAAAACUCGAAAAGCAAUUAAAACAGAGGUUGUUCCCGAUGUGUAACUGUGGCUUGAAUUCCCACCUGCGGAAUCUACGUGCGCCAGCAGGCCCAGGGGCUGCACAGGAUCAACAGAAGCUCCCACCAGACUAUCAGUGGUAUGCUCCUGACCAGUUUCCGCCAGAUGUGCAGCACAAGGCGAAUGGUUUCUCCUCAGAAAAGAAAGCCCAUCAGUAGAAACGCACACAAGUGGAGGAGCAUACCGGCCAAAGGGAGAGCUUGGCUGAGGGCCCUCAUUUUUCUUUUUACUGGUGGCUUGUGUCGGCACAACUGCACAUCAUCUACUCCAUGAUUUGUGUGCGGUAGUGUUUCCCUUUGGCACGGAGAGAGGAAAAGACUUGGGACAGCUGAGAUCCCGAUCAAGUUUGAGAAGCCAGCAUUACACAACCCAACGCAACGUCCAGUUUCCUCGAAAUGAGAUGUGGCAGAUGGAUUAUGUGCCAUUCUUUGAAACUCUCUUCAGCAUAUUGCUGCUGGAUUUACAGAGACUGAUUUCAUGAUUUCAGCAACUCCACUUUUGGUACAGCGAUGCUCUCUGUUGAUUGAAAUAUAUAUUCCCUGGGGGAAAAGUUUCUGCAGUUGUAAAUUUGUAACACUGCUCCUAUUGUUUCUGUAGGGCUUGGUUCUUUAGCCAGUUUGACUAGAUACUGUGUUCGUCAUUGUUGACCUUGGUGAACCUGGGAAUAGGACUGAAGACCUGUAUAGAUGUCCUUAAACUAAAUGAAUGGUUCAAUCUGAAUAAAACGGUAACCUCAAAA